Molecule: messenger RNA, 3162 nt
Organism: Fusarium redolens
Lineage: Eukaryota; Fungi; Ascomycota; Sordariomycetes; Hypocreales; Nectriaceae
Exons: 10
Coding region: 1-3162 (1053 amino acids)
Biological process (GO): tRNA 3'-terminal CCA addition
Molecular function (GO): RNA binding; ATP:3'-cytidine-cytidine-tRNA adenylyltransferase activity
Source: RefSeq, a predicted model, not a curated record
AUGCUCAAACGCUCUCUGCGUCUUGCGAUGAAGAGAAACCUUGACUCAUUUCUCAAGGAACACUAUUCGUUGACUUCCAACUCAGUCACGGCCCCAAUAACGCCCUCUUCCAAAGCUCCUGGGCCGCCUGCUAAGGUUCCCAAGUCCAACAUGGUAACCACCACCAUUCAACUCACCACCAAGGAGCAGCAGCUCCGCCAUCUGCUUCUCGAUGUCGCCAAAGCCAUAGACGAGUCCGGAAAAGCUCCAGAGCCUAUUGCUCUUCGCUGGGCCGGUGGAUGGGUACGCGACAAGCUACUCAAUAUCCAGAGCCAUGACAUCGACGUGGCCAUCAACGCCAUGACUGGCGUCCCCUUUGCUCAAGCUAUGUGCGAUUAUUGUGAACGGCCAGAGGCUAUGUCCAAGCACAAUAUCGGCCCUGCAGAUAUUGGAAGCCUUCACAACGUUGCACGCAAUCCUGAAAAAUCUAAGCACCUAGAAACGGCCAUGGUCAAGAUGUUUGGUCUGGAUCUCGAUUUCGUCAACCUCAGGAAGGAGACCUAUACUGAGGACAGCCGAAACCCUCAAAUGGAAUUCGGUACGGCUGAAGAGGACGCACGCCGCCGCGAUGCGACCGUCAACGCACUCUUCUACAACUUACACGACGACAGCGUUGAGGAUUUUACGGGAGGACUUGCAGAUAUGGAAGCUAAAAUAAUCAGAACCCCUUUGGAGCCCUUCCAAACCUUCAUGGACGACCCUUUGAGAGUUUUGAGACUUGUUCGUUUCGCCAGCCGGCUCCAAUUCACAAUUGACGCCAACACGCGCAAAUUCAUGGCAGAUCCAAAAGUCCUUGAGGCAUUACGUGCUAAGAUUAGUCGAGAGCGAGUUGGCGUAGAGCUAGAGAAAAUGCUCAAAGCUCACCCUUUCGAAGCACUUGAACUCAUCCAUGACCUACAACUCUUCCAUGCAAUCUUUACCGAUCCAACCCAGGAGAAUCUCCCAGUUCCCGACAUAUCGCGGUGGCCUGUUGCUUAUACUUGUCUUGACGAUCUUCUCAAGGAUCGAGACUCGACUUCCAUUGCUGGCCGACUUAUUAGUUCCACGGACGCCUCCUACUCCGCUUGGAACCUUGCCGCGCUCUCUCCGUGGAUGACAGUUGAAGAACCUCCAAAUCCUCGGAGGAAAGCAAAUGCUCUCCCUCUUGUGGCCAUUGUCUCGCGGGAAGGCUUCAAGGCCCCAAAUCGUUUGUCGAGCAUUGUUGCUGCUUCACAUCGCAAUCGUGAGGAGGUUUUGAAGUUGAAAAAUGCUGUCUGCAAUGGAGAGUCGUACAUUCACGAACGAGAUCGUUUCGGCAUGGCAAUCAGGAAAUGGGACACGCCCGCCGGUACCUGGAGACUGCAGGUUUUGAAUGCACUACUCGUCGAGGCCUUGGAAACCCUCACGGAAUGGCGUCACGAAAAGUCAGCAGGUUGGAAAAGCUUCCUUGACCACCUCGCUAAGUUAGAUGUUUAUGAAGUUACGACACUCGAAAAGCUCCUUGAUGGCGGAAAACUUGCCAAAGCACUCGGUGGUAUCAAACCGGGGAAAUGGACAGGUCCGGCUCUAGAAGUCUGUGUUGCAUGGCAACUUCGCAAUCCCGAUGAAACAGACCCCACAGGUGCGAUAGAAGAAGUACAGCGGCGAAGAGAAGAGUUGGGGAUACCGUUGAGAAGAUUGUUUGACGAUGAUGAGCGAGCAGUCAGUUUCUCUACAGUGCGAUUGGCUGUGUUUCAACACUGGCUCCUUGGUCCUUCAAAUACAGCGCUGCUGCAUGAAAUCUCGGGUAAGUACUUGGCUCAACUUCCCAAACUUUCAGUUGACCAAGCCUUAUCCUCGGAAGACAAGAACCUGGACCAAGGCCAAUUGGAGAGGCUUACGGCAGCCAUCAGUGAGAAAGCAUUAAGAUUGAAGAGUGUUGAAGAACAUUCGGAGCUGCUGACGGAAGCAGCCGUUGCCAGCCUCAGCAUCUUGUGCUCGAAGCAUCACUUUGUUCUGGAUCAGGAUACUCUAGUGAAGCUCACAGCUGUUACAGAUCCUCAGGAUCCAUGGACAACUGCGGAAGCUGCAACGACAGCAUCGAAGCUUUUGUCUGAACAACUUGAGGGCAAAAGUCUGAUCGAGUUUAUCAUCAACACGGUGCUACAGAAGUCUUUGAAGCCAUUGUUUAUGAAAUCGUCCUCGCGAAUCACAGCUUCAGGACGACCCUCACAGUAUACCAUUAUAGACGAUCGGUCCCGACCUGUGAUUGAAGUGCUACCAUGGAGAACUCAGGCCCCAUGGGCAGAGGCUACAAUACAAUGGGCAGUGAACAUGUCUACAACGCCACUCAUUCAACAGCACUGGCCGCUUUUCUUGCCAGUCCUGUUGGCGCUGGUGGAGAACGAGUCUACCAAGACCAAGGCCAGAGGUUUACGGACCGCAAGGGAAUUCAUGACCAAAUGUUCAGCUCAAGUAUUGCAAAAUACAGGAAUAGGCCGUGUAUUUGCAGAUGUCACAUUCCCGCUCCUGCUUCAUCUCCCUAGCGUCACACCAGAGGAUGAAUCUACAACUAUACUCGUACCGGCUUAUGAUGUGCUUAUCAAGCUGGCUGAGUCCACUGGGAAUACUAACAGCAUUGAGCGUCGCCGAUUAUUUGACAGGAUCCUCAGAGACGGAGUAUUCGCAGGCUAUUUUCAUGCUUCUCAGCACACUCGCAUUGUCCAAGUUCUGUUGCAGAAGGCGACAGUAGUAAUCAAUGGUCUGGGUAUCUAUACAAUCAAACAUCUAACUCCUCUUCUCUCAAUGGCGUCAUCAGUCAUGACAGAUCCAUUUGCAGUCUCGUAUCCUCCGACCCUGAUAGCAGCAACGCAAACACUGAACGCCAUCAUUACUAAUGCAUGGCCUCGUAUCCGAGAAGUUGAGCAUAUGGAGAACGUCAUCCAAAUUUUGUCAUUAUGCUGGUUGAACGUCUCUGAGGAGAUUGAGCAUGAAAUACCUCAGACUUCAGAAGAAAUCCACACCUUAUCACGAGAGUUGGUACACACAGCUCGGAUUCUACAGGUACUCUGGGCUCAGGACGCCUCUGUAUGUCCCGCGAAGCUGAGUGAAGCCUUGAAGCAAGAACCGCGACUAUCCGAUCUUUUCCCCGAAACUCUGGCUUGA